Messenger RNA from Aphanomyces astaci, 936 nucleotides. RefSeq lists its product as hypothetical. The record is from RefSeq and is a predicted model, not a curated record. Bases 1 to 936 code for a protein of 311 amino acids. NCBI's taxonomy places the organism in Eukaryota, Oomycota, Saprolegniomycetes, Saprolegniales, Verrucalvaceae. The transcript is spliced from 3 exons.
AUGGUCGAGAGUGAGAAAUCGCAGUCCAAAAUCAAAGCACAGUCGUCGCGCCUAGAUGUUUACGCUACCCGUGUAUCCCCCCAAAAGCAGCCACCGACCAAUCGACCCAAGUACAAAUCUGCAGCACAUGACGAUCCGGUGGAAUUCGAGUUGACCAGCUCCACCAAAUCGACACCACAUCAUGACGCUCCAUUUGCCGUCGUGAACCUGCUGGAGGGAUCCCUAGACGGCCCAUCGUCGUCGUUCGUUGUCUCCUCAAACAACAACAACAGCGCCACGCUAAAGUGCGACAGCCAAAUGAUCUACUUCAACGGCCACGUCGACAACCCCCCUGCACUAUCGUCGGCCAUCAUAAGCAAUCAACCAGACCCCCAACUCCACGAUAUGUCUGCCCUGUCGCCACGUUUCACAGCCCUCUUCGCUUCCAAAUGUCUCAGUCCCCACAAAGAACUCUCGCCCGAAAUAUCCAGCCACAAGCUAGGCGCCCCUUCUUCCGUCGUUCUGGCAACUACAAGUCCCCUUUCUCCAACCGCCUCCAUUGUAAAGCCAACGGAAGUCGCGCACAUUCUUCCUAGCCCCCCGUGUUUUCGAGUCCUUGACGUGGCGCCUUCGUCGUGGCAGCAGUCGUUUCGCUAUGUCUCCAACGACGAACGUUAUUUGGGGGGUGGUUUAGACGAUGAGGGGGGUAAUGAUGGGAGUUUUGACAUCGACGACUUGUACGAAAAGAACACGACGAGGCGGACUUUGCUGGAGCAACUGGAAAAUCGAUCCACAAGUGCACACCCCCAUCAUGUUGAGGAGUUGGUGGCGACCUUUCGUGCUAUCACGAGCCAAAAAUCCACUCGCCCGAGCGCCAACACCCAGGACGAAGUGCGCGGCACGUCCAAAUGGGUAAGCGAUUCCAUGCCAGCGUGGCUCCAGAACCAGCGCAACUAA